AUGUGGUUUUGUGUUUUAACAGUGCGAAUAGACUUUCUUAGGAAAUGCAAGCAAGCUGGGCUUCUGGAUGACAUAUUUGAAGAAAUGCUGGACACACUUCACCUGGCACAGGAAAAACUGAUGGAUGACAACACUUCAGAAACAGAGUAUGAAGAGACAGUAAUGUCACUCUUUGACUGUGGACUCUUUGAAAAUAUACUGACAAAUAUUCAUUCAGGAACAGAGGAAAAAAUCCAGGAACUUCUGGAAAGCAGAAAAAGACUGGAUAACAAGAUUGAGCUACUGCAGGACUUAAAAGAAGUCGUCCUUCCUAGCCAAGAGAACACUGCCAGUACAUCUAGUACAGUGUCUGAAUAA
Messenger RNA from Cariama cristata (Red-legged seriema), 357 nucleotides. RefSeq names its product PHD finger protein 11-like. The transcript has 3 exons. Lineage: Eukaryota; Metazoa; Chordata; Aves; Cariamiformes; Cariamidae. Bases 1 to 357 code for a protein of 118 amino acids. The record is from RefSeq and is a predicted model, not a curated record.